This is a messenger RNA of Coregonus clupeaformis (lake whitefish), 1801 nucleotides long. RefSeq names its product forkhead box protein Q1-like. Gene Ontology annotation, biological process: regulation of transcription by RNA polymerase II; cell differentiation; anatomical structure morphogenesis. Gene Ontology annotation, molecular function: DNA-binding transcription factor activity, RNA polymerase II-specific; RNA polymerase II cis-regulatory region sequence-specific DNA binding. The record is from RefSeq and is a predicted model, not a curated record. NCBI's taxonomy places the organism in Eukaryota, Metazoa, Chordata, Actinopteri, Salmoniformes, Salmonidae. The transcript has a single exon. Bases 240 to 1280 code for a protein of 346 amino acids.
CUUGGGUGCCUCCAGUUCCUCUGUACAACGGAGCUCCCCGCACCGAAAGCGACCUCCGCUUUCACAGACACGUGCACUGGUGAAACAGAUUCACCGGCUACACCUGCGCCUCUCCAAAGAACCACCACAAACUUGAGAUUGUCUUACUUUCAGACGAGGAGAACUGAACCGCACUGCAAGGAACUCUGACAGUUAUACUGACAGGUGAGAGGAGGAAGAUACAAAAUAAAGAUUUAAACAUGAAACUUGAAGUGUUCUCCGCAACCCACUUCGUUCAGAAGCCCAUGGAGGUGUGCACUCACAUUGAUGCCGAGGUAACCGUCCCCUCUCCCCUAUCCGGAGACGAGCUGGGCUCAGACGGGGACUGCGUGGCAAACAGCCCAACACCUGCCAUCCCGAGCAGCGCCGAUGGCAAGGGAAAGCCCUACACCCGCAGACCAAAGCCGCCCUACUCCUACAUCGCACUCAUUGCCAUGGCCAUCCGGGACUCCGGCAGCGGCAAGUUGACUCUGGCGGAGAUCAACGACUACCUGAUGAAUAAGUUCCUGUUCUUCCGGGGCAGCUACACUGGCUGGCGGAACUCGGUGCGCCACAACCUGUCGCUGAAUGACUGUUUCCUCAAGGUGCUCCGGGACCCGUCCAGGCCCUGGGGCAAGGACAACUACUGGAUGCUGAACCCGAACAGCGAGUAUACCUUCGCCGACGGGGUGUUCCGGCGCAGGAGGAAGCGCAUCAGUAAGUGCCGAUCCGGCAGUGGUUCCAAUAAGGACACCAAGACCCCGGACGAGGAGACUCGCAUUUCGAACACUCCAUCUGCACCCACCGGGGAGGAGAGGAUGAUGGGAGCCAAGUUCUCCAGCUUUUCCAGCUCCUUCUCCAUCGAUAGCAUCCUCAGUAAGCCCUUCAUAAGGAGGGAGGAUAUAGACAACACUGAUGCAGACACUGCGUAUGCCAAUCCCGGUUCCCACCGGCGCUACUGGCCCACCGGUGCCCACCACAUGCUGCCCCACACACUGGGCUACCCACCGGUACCCACUGCUAUGGUGCACGCACAUGCACAGCAGUUAUACCACCAGGUCAGCUCAGGGGCGUCCCACAUGUUACACGCAUACAGGUGCAGCCUCGCGGAGCAAGCAGAGCACAGCAGAGACCCACUCACAGCAGGGACCGACACACAGGGCCACAUGCCAAACUCCGAGGCUGCUUUCUCCCCGGUGAAGAUUCACACAGCGCGAGGUGGCAGCUGUCAUCCUUUCCAGAUAGACUCAUUGCUCUCCUAAAGUCAACAUAAGGGACAAUAAUGUAAUGAUGUAUCUUACAUUUGCCAUGUGCACUUUCCUAUGCGCUCUAUGUUUUUCUAGUUUUAAAAAGAAAUGUCAGUGCAUUGAACUGUUUCUAAUGAUAACAAGUCGUUUAGCAGUGAUGAAAAACGUAAUGUUUUCUUGUUGUCAAGUUACUUUUAUUUCUAUCUGGUUAUUACUAAGACCGAGAAAAUUAGUUGCAAUCUAAUGACAUGACAUUCCAAUGUGUGUGUGUGUGUGUGUGUGUGUGUGGUGUGUGUGUGUGUAAGGUUAUUUCUACACUGCUACCAUGUGCCAAAUAUGAAAAAAAUAUAAAUAUUUGUGUUGUUGUAGCCUAGUUUUGUAUGACUUGCUGCAAAAUAUUCGUUUAAAAUAUUUGUUCGAUUGUUGACUACUGCACAAAAAGCUGCACAAAAGGAAAUACAGUCUGUUUACCUGAACAUUGAUUCAUGCACGAUAUUUUUAUGAGGGAAAAUAAAAAAAUAUUUGGUAAAAAAUUA